Messenger RNA from Anopheles coluzzii, 919 nucleotides. RefSeq lists its product as uncharacterized. The record is from RefSeq and is a predicted model, not a curated record. Bases 23 to 544 code for a protein of 173 amino acids. The transcript has 4 exons. Lineage: Eukaryota; Metazoa; Arthropoda; Insecta; Diptera; Culicidae.
AUACUGGUAAACUAUAAACACAAUGGCCAAAGGACGCACCUGUGGAUGGCUGUGGAGCCCCCGGUUUCACGGUGUGCUGGUGGGGCUGCUAGUGCUCGUGAAUGCCAUCUCCUCCAUCAUGGCUUCGGCCUACCUUCAAGUGAAGUUUGACGACUUCCGGAAGGUUCCGGAUGAGCUGUCCCUGUACUAUCGGUACGCAACGAUUGAUAUUAUAUUCGUGGCAAUUGUACUGCUGGUUGUGAUUGCAUACUUCGUCGGAAUCAUGAGCGUGAACGAGUACUACAUCAUCCCGUUCGGGAUACUGCUCCUGCUAGACUUCAUGGGUUACGUUGCAACGGAGAUGGCAACAACGCUGAACAGCGACAAGCCCGAACUGUUCCAGGGCCGUACGGCAGGAACCGUAUUCGAAAUCGCUGUUUUCGGUUACAUGUUUGUGACGGUGUUCUGCCUGUUCCGGGAUCUGCAGCGCAAUCGGCACAUGCAGGAGGAACGUUUGCGCGGCUACCGCAGCUUGAGCAGCAGCACGGAGCACAUAGAGAUGUGAUUCGGAGGACGAAGACGCGCGCCCAACACAGUAUCGAGUGUAGUGUUUAUAGAGCAUCAAGCGAGUAACUGUAUUGUUAUUAUUAAGUGUGUGCCGAGAGAGAGAGAGGGGAAAUGUUUCAAACAUUCCAACCAAUUCACACCAGUGUCAUUAUGAUAACUCACAUUCCAAUCCUACCAACAAAAAAAAAACCGAUAACACGCCAUUGUUUGUUUAGUUUGUUUAGUUAGAGUGUUGUAUUAAUUAUGGAAUAUAAAACAGCGAAACCCUCUUCGACUAGCCCACCUGUUUAGUGCGAUAGGAGCUUUGAGUUCGGUUCGGAUUGGUGUGCUACUAUUAGCUGGAAGUAAGAAGUGCCUUGAGGAAAAGGUAGAA